CUCAUCAACCCAAAACCCUACCAAGCCUCCUCCUCCUCCUCCUCCGAUUAUCCACUACAUUUUCCGGUGAGUUUUUCCCUUUAUAUGACUGCUCCUUCAUCGUAGUUUCAUUGUGUGUCUUCGUUUCUUAACUGGGGAUCCAUAUCUUUUUUUCUUUCUAGGCUGCUUUUGUCGUGUGUUGAAUUCCAGCUGCUUAGCUACGAAAGGGUUGUGAAAAUGACUGUGGAGGUUAUUAAAGCAGAAGCAGUGACGACUUCAACUCCAGCGGUUGUGGCUCCCGAGGAUCCGAUGAAGGCGGCUGUGGUGGAAGAGACCGAGAAGGCGGCGGCUGCUGCCGUGGAAGAGACCGAGAAGGUGGCGAAAAGCUCCUCCUACAGAGAAGAGAGCAACUUCGUCUCCGAUCUCAAGGAGUUCGAGAAGAAGGCGUUGACCGACUUCAAGGCCAAGCUGGAAGACGCCAUCCUCGGCAACACUCUGCUCCAAACCGAGAAGCCCAAGAAGGAGGUCAAGGAGACCAAAGAAAAGAAGAAGAAGGAGAAGGAAGAAGCCCCUCCCUCCGCCGAGAAAGAAAAGGAGACGGAGCAGACCGUCAAGGUGGAAGGAGAAGAAGCCACCAAAGAGGAAGCUCUUGCCACCGCAGAAGAAGAGAAGAAAGAGGAAGAAGCGCCUGCUGCUGAAGAACCAAAAACAGAGGAACCCCCUGCUGCUGAAGAGCCAAAAACAGAGGAAGCCGCCCCCGCUGCCGAGGAGGUGAAACCAGAGGGAGAUGCUGAUGAGAAUGAAAAGAUUAUCCAGGAAUGCGAAGCUGAGAAGAAGGAAGAAAUCGCUGCCGAUGCUGUUGCCGUCCCUGUCGCGGAAGAAAAGACUGAGGAAGCUGAAACCGAAGCCACCCCCGUGGUGGUGGAGGUGGUGGACAGGGAAAUUUCUCUGUGGGGAGUUCCUCUGCUUCCGAGCAAAGGAGAGGAAGGAACCGACGUCGUGCUGCUGAAAUUCCUCCGAGCCAGAGAGUUCAAGGUCAACGAAGCUUUCGAGAUGCUGAAGAAGACCCUGCUGUGGAGGAAGGAGAACAACAUCGAUUCCAUCCUGGAAGAGGAUUUGGGCGAGGAUCUUGCCGCCGCCUUCUUCACCAACGGCGUCGACCGCGAGGGCCACCCCAUCUCGUACAACGCCUACGGGGUUUUCGAGAACCAGGAGCUCUACGCCAAGGCGUUUGGGGACGAAGAGAAGAGGAAGCAUUUCCUCAGGUGGAGGAUCCAGCAGCUGGAGAAGGAGGUUCAGAAGCUUCAACUCAAGCCCGGCUGCGUCACUUCUCUGCUUCAGAUCAGCGAUCUCAAGAACUCUCCAUCGCCGUCCAAGAAGGAGCUUCGCGUCGCCAUGAAGCAGGCUGUCGGGAUUCUGCAGGACAAUUACCCUGAAUUGGUCGCCAGAAACAUAUUCAUCAAUGUGCCCUUCUGGUACUACGCUUUCAACGCACUCCUUUCCCCAUUCCUGACCCAACGCACCAGGAGCAAGAUCGUCGUUGCUCGCCCCGCCAAGACCACCGAAACCCUGCUCAAGUACAUCGCGGUGGAAGAAAUCCCAGCGAAGUUCGGUGGGUUCAAGAGGGAGAACGAUUACGAGUUCGGGGGAGAGAGUGAAGUGGCCGAAGUGUUUGUGAAGGCCGGAUCAAGCGAGAGCAUCGAGAUCCCGGCGACGGAGGUGGGAGGAACAUUGCUGUGGGACGCGACUGUCGUCGGAGGGGAAGUGAGCUACAAGGAAGAGUUCGUGCCGACGGAUGCAGGGUCGUACACCAUCAUCAUCCAGAAGGGGAAGAAGGUGGCCGCCGGCGACGAGCCAAUCCGCAACACUUUCAGGAACAACGAGCCUGGGAAAGUCGUGCUCACCGUCGACAACUGCUCCGGCAAGAAGAAGAUGGUUUUGUACAGGUACAAGACCAAGAAGACUGCUGCUUAAGUUGAGUUUGGCUUGAAGAGAAAAGGAAAAAGGGAUAAAGAUACCAACAAAUGUUUCUUCUUUGUGCAUCCAUAGACAAUCAUAAUUUUCCUUCUUUCAUUUUCAUGGGGGGUUUUACCGUUUAUAUAUUGGGAUAUAUAUUAUCAUUCUUUUGGGGGUUGCAGCAGCAAUUCAAUUUGUGAAUCUGUGAAUGUGUGGUUUUUUUACUUUGUAUGUUCUGCGGGGUUGUUGCAAAGUUCUUUGUUGAGAGAGUUGAAAAGAAAGAUUGAAUUUUUAA
Messenger RNA from Linum trigynum, 2230 nucleotides. The record is from the annotation of a GenBank genome assembly. Lineage: Eukaryota; Viridiplantae; Streptophyta; Magnoliopsida; Malpighiales; Linaceae.